This is a messenger RNA of Amborella trichopoda, 927 nucleotides long. NCBI's taxonomy places the organism in Eukaryota, Viridiplantae, Streptophyta, Magnoliopsida, Amborellales, Amborellaceae. The record is from RefSeq and is a predicted model, not a curated record.
UCUUGGAAUUGCGUCCAGAGAGAACAUUCUCAGGGUGCAACAAUCCAAACAAGGGGAUAGAGAGAAAGAGAGAAGAGGAAACUGAGCAAAGAGAAGAUAAAUACAGAUGGGGCGUGGGAAAAUUGAGAUAAAGAGGAUAGAAAAUUCGACCAACAGGCAAGUUACCUUCUCCAAGCGCAGGGCUGGUCUUCUGAAGAAAGCCCACGAGCUUGGAAUUCUCUGCGAUGCACAACUCGGCCUCAUCAUCUUCUCAAGCAAUGGAAAAUUGUUCGAGUAUUGCACCCAUACUUCAAGUAUGCGACAGAUCAUAGAUAAAUACCUGCAGGUCACUGGAACUCGCAUUCCUGAAUACAAUCACCAAGUAACAGAGAUCCAAGUUUAUUCUGAGAUUGCGAAGAUGAAGAAUGAUUACGAUAAGCUCCAAGCAAGCAUGAGACAGUACACUGGAGAGGACCUCACCUCUUUGUCCAUGAGCGACUUACACGAGCUUGAACAACAGCUCGAAGCAUCCGCUACUAAAGUUCGAACCAGAAAGGAGGAACUGCUGCUACAGCAAUUGGAGAAUCUUCGCAGGAAAGAGCGCAUUUUAGAAGAACAAAACAACCAUCUGCGCCACCUUAUACAAGAGAAUCAAGCAGCUAUGGAGAACAAGAUGGCAGACCAAACGAUGUUGGAUCAAUUUGGAGGAUUUUAUCAAGUGGAACAACCUGCAAACAUGCUUCAACUCUCCCCUCUUCGCGGAUUCCGCCUUCAGCCUACUCAGCCAAAUCUUCAAGAAGUCACUCUUCAGUGUCCUGGAUUGCAACUUUGAUUGCUCAAAUAUGAUGGGAAGACGAGCUUUACUUGGUCCUUCAAUGUAGUUUGACCCAUUCUAUUGGCUUAUGUUGUGUUUUAUGUUAUUUUUUGGGUUUUAUUUUGUGUUUUAUG